This is a messenger RNA of Prosopis cineraria, 872 nucleotides long. RefSeq lists its product as uncharacterized. Gene Ontology annotation, molecular function: calcium ion binding. The record is from RefSeq and is a predicted model, not a curated record. NCBI's taxonomy places the organism in Eukaryota, Viridiplantae, Streptophyta, Magnoliopsida, Fabales, Fabaceae. The transcript has 3 exons. Bases 69 to 650 code for a protein of 193 amino acids.
GUAAGUUGUGAGCCCUAAUUAAAGCACGAGCCUGAAAAACAAGAAAGAGUAAGGCAGAGAGAGGAUAUAUGAUGGAGGAGAUGAGGAAGGCCGCAAAAGCUGUAUAUGAGAAGUCCUCAUAUGAAGAAAAGGAAGAGCUGAACAGGCUGUUUAAGAUAAUGGACAGAGACGGAGAUGGCAAGAUAAGCUUUGCAGAGUUGGCAAGGUUCAUGGAAUCCGCUGAUGCCCACACACGCGCUCUCUUCAACCUCGCCGAUCAAAACGGCGAUGGCUUCCUGCAGUUUGAUGAGCUUUUCAUGCUGUCUUACCUUUGCUCAAGUGGCAGGCCCCUGUGUGAUGCCUGUGGCGUUUUCAUCGUUGGCCUGUUCUUCACUUGUACGCACUGUCGUUUAACCAACCUUCCUGAGUGUCGUAGUUAUGAUCUCUGUAUUCCAUGCUACCGCGAGACAAAGUUUGAGCAUGAGCAUACUGAGUUUGACGAUAACUACACACUCUUGUUCAAGAUGCAACACUUGCUAUUAUCUGCAUCCCAGGCAUCAACGUCGUCUGGUGUUGGAAAAAAGGGGCAAACGGAGGCGUUGGAGACAUUAAGUAGUAUGGCAUCUAUUGUGUCAUUUAUGGGGGAUUUGGCAUCCGUGUUUCUCAGUUAAUCCAAACUGAAUCGAUCGAAUUCCUGUUCGCUUCUGUGCUGUGUCAUCCGAACUACAUAUUCUGUUUGAAUGUGAUGCUGGGUUGUUUUUGUCUUAUGUUUUCUGGUGUGUCUGUUAGCUUUUGAUUUGGCAGAGUAGCAUCUGUCGACUACGUAGUGACAACUUUAUAAACGUGCUGCCCUAGAAUUCAAAUUGCAGUUAUGCAUCUUUUCUAUUAUUUAA